Messenger RNA from Melanotaenia boesemani (Boeseman's rainbowfish), 2159 nucleotides. It is a transcript of the gene tmem231, whose product is annotated as transmembrane protein 231. NCBI's taxonomy places the organism in Eukaryota, Metazoa, Chordata, Actinopteri, Atheriniformes, Melanotaeniidae. Gene Ontology annotation, cellular component: ciliary transition zone; ciliary membrane. The transcript has 7 exons. Gene Ontology annotation, biological process: cilium assembly; regulation of protein localization. Bases 551 to 1480 code for a protein of 309 amino acids. The record is from RefSeq and is a predicted model, not a curated record.
CUAUCGAGUAAUUACCACACUCAUUUUUUUCUUUUCUUUCUUCACAGUAGACAACGUUUUUAUACCUGCAAACACAUGCAAAUGACAUGAAAUAGUCGCCAAGCAUCCACAAUACGACCCAGAACUUUAAUAGAAAGACGAUGUUUAUCUGAGCCACGGCCAGUAAAAGGAAAGCAGCUUUGAUAGCUGGAAAGAACCAACUAAACAUCAACACACGCAGACACGACACAACUAAACGUUUCCGUUGACCGUUUCACCAACAUCACCUGAAUGCAACCUGAGCGCGAGCCAUUACAUCGGAAGCCAUGGUAACCGCGGGACGCUUAGCUAGCAUGGCGCCGUAAAUGCUACUUCACUAGCUGCUCAAGCUAAUUUCUUUCAUUCUGUUCUGUGAGGUUAGGUUGGGAGUGAACGACGUUUUAAAGCAGUUAGCUGGAUUUUAGCCUCUAAGGGUUAAUCGGUGUUUAUUCAACACUUUACAGGCUAGCAUGUAUGCUAGCGUUAGCAGCACUCUGGCUGGUGUUUAGGGACGCUGCUAAUAACAAUACUUAUGGCUUUUUAUGAAGUUUACUCUCACCCGGCGGUGAUUCGGUACAAAACCAGCGUGUGUACAAAGGCCACCUUGUUCCUGGUGGUGGUUUUAUGCCUGACCUACAUCCCACCUCUGCUAGUUGCCUACAGGAGCCAAGGUUUCUGGAUAAAACGAAGCACUUAUGAAGAACAGCCAGCCGUGAGGUUCCAGUACCAGGUCUUACUGGUGGCUGGGACCAGUACUCAAGGAGAUAUUGUGGCCUGGAGCACCUUCGCCCAUCUUAACAACAUGCUUGGGAUGAAGCUACGGAUUCCUGCCGUCUCUGUGAGAGAGGAAGACUGGAACCAGGAUGGGAAGUUGGAUGUUUUCAGGUUUCAGCUUCAGCUUCCACUGAAACCUGAUGAGGAGGUUUACAGCGUUCAGCUGCUGCUCACCUUCAGCUACCAGCUCUUUCGAAUGUCCACAGUAGUGAUGCAGAGUCUGGCUCUGGUGCAGCACUCCUCUCCUGUACCCGGAGCAAAGCUGCUGAUCAGCGGAGACCUGAGGCUGCAACAGAGGACGCCUCUGCCUCACCGCGGACUCUACAACAUUUACAACGUGUCGCUGGUGGACGACUCCAGCCCCUUUGCAAGCGCCUACGACCUGGACAACAUAGUUAGAAGCUACCAGGAGAGAAACUUGACGACGGUACUUUCCUGUCCAACGCCAGUCUGGACUGUGGGAAGAGCUGCCGGUUCCCCGUUUGAGCUCAACCUUGACAUCCGUUACCCUGUCGAGGUCAUCAGUUACCGUCCAGGCUUCUGGGAAACCAUCAAGUUCGCCUGGAUUCAGUACGUCAGCAUCCUCCUCAUCUUCCUCUGGGUCUUUGAACGCAUCCAGAGAUUUGUUUUUCAGAACCAGGUUCUAACAACCGUACCCAUACCGGUGGGAAAACCUCAUCUAUCAUGAUGCAGUACUGAUGUUUCAGCUGCUGGAGCCGUUUACCACUUUUCUCCACGACUCUGAUCUUCGUCUUUUAGCUUCUUCUAGUUACCAACUAUACAUUAAACUCGAGUUAAAUUAUUUUAUCUGCGUCAUAAACCAGCUGAUCCUGCCCAGUGACACUAGUAGCAACAGCUGAUCCUUCUGAACUGGUUUCAUGUCUCAGCUGCGUAUUGUUGAAUAAACCUGCUCAGAAAUGUGAAAAGCUGAUCAAAGUCAGCAGAUUUCACACAACCGUGCUGCAAGCAAAACAAGAAAAGACAAAAAUGCACAUUUGAAGCUUAGUUUUUCCUCAGUAGAAAAUAAAUGUUUGUUUGCUCAGUAAACUGGAAGUUUCCGGCCCUGAGCUCUGCUCCUCACAGAUAGAUCCCUCCAGGCGUUGCUGUUAUCUGACUCAUCUCAACGGUUGCUGCUUUAAACUGAACUGCGUUUGGUUUUGGUUUUCUAAGUUUCCUUUCAGAUGUCACCAGCAAACCACCGACCUUGCACUGGUUCCAGUUUCUCUUUUACUGCUGAUUUCUAGUCAUAGAAACAUGAAGAGAUCCUCUGUAUUUUUUCUAUUUGUGUGUUUAUUACAUGUUUAUGUAAUAUGAAUAACUCAUUUUUCUAUUGUGCUUUACUGGAUAAACACAGUUUAUACCAUUAA